GAAAUAUGGAUGACACCGACGAGAGCAUGGACGACGACGACAUGAUGGACAAGAUCUCGAGUUCACCCUCGAUUGAAGAUGGUGGGUACACUUCGAUUAUGCCUCCGCAAUCAUGGCCGCGUAGAGUCGACUCUCUACCGGCCAUGAGAGAUCACGCCUCCCCCGUUUCCCCUUCGUUCAGCGAGGCAAGGUCCUCUUCUCCUUAUACCGAGUCCCUUGAAUACCUUCCAGCACACCUCUCUUGGCAGCAUAGCAAGGCAUCUGCCAAUACAUCAACCCAUCAUCAUCUUCGCGGUGAGUAUACCGAAUAGGAUCGCAAUACGACCGACGACGAUCGAUUCGACGAGGAACAGUACACCGACGAAUACUACGACGACGAACAAUACGGCGAUGAAUGCUAUGACGAGCGUAACUGGCAAGACGAAAACCACAACAGUCACACAACGAAGUUUGAUCUCCAAAACGUUGCACAGCAUGGGCCGAUUGUGGUUCGUCCGCUUCGCUUGCGUAAAGCUGGAGAACCAGACUACGACGACUUCGCGCAGCGGCGUGCAGAGAUGGAGAAGGCAGAAAGAGACGAGGCAGCUGGUGGACUCGACGAUGACGGCAUCCCUCUUACGAUCCCAUACGAACCCUCUAUUGAUGAUGAAGAUGAUGAUGACGGCGAUGUUUCUCUUGUUGAUGAUUCUAGAUUUAUUGCCUGUGGCUGGGGCAACGAGUGCUUACACGAAGCAGAGGACAUCGAUUUCGAAUUCGUCUACGCGUUACACACCUUUGUUGCGACCGUCGAGGGCCAAGCAAACGCCAC
Molecule: messenger RNA, 808 nt
Organism: Colletotrichum godetiae
Lineage: Eukaryota; Fungi; Ascomycota; Sordariomycetes; Glomerellales; Glomerellaceae
Exons: 1
Coding region: 6-311 (101 amino acids)
Source: RefSeq, a predicted model, not a curated record